Messenger RNA from Chroicocephalus ridibundus (black-headed gull), 2156 nucleotides. It is a transcript of the gene S100A14, whose product is annotated as S100 calcium binding protein A14. Gene Ontology annotation, cellular component: perinuclear region of cytoplasm. The transcript is spliced from 3 exons. The record is from RefSeq and is a predicted model, not a curated record. Gene Ontology annotation, molecular function: calcium ion binding; chemokine receptor binding; calcium-dependent protein binding. Gene Ontology annotation, biological process: positive regulation of granulocyte chemotaxis; response to lipopolysaccharide; toll-like receptor 4 signaling pathway. Bases 1125 to 1424 code for a protein of 99 amino acids. NCBI's taxonomy places the organism in Eukaryota, Metazoa, Chordata, Aves, Charadriiformes, Laridae.
AUGGGGGUCGGGGGGAGACUUGGCCGAUGCCGAGCUAAUAAAAGAGGUUUCCCUGAGCCUGAGCAUCGCUCCUGUCCUUAGCUGGGGGGGAAGUCCCGAUUUGGGGUGUCCAUCUCCUCCGCCGCCUGGAUCUGCUCGUGGCUCGGAGCUCGGGGAAACCUGGGAUGGACGGGGCCAUUCCCAAAUUGCCCUUGUGCCCGCUCUGGCUUCCUGCUGGGCUGUGUGGCCCUGAUGGGUGUCAGGGAUGUGGCUGGCAGCGGGGUGGGGCUCGGAGCGUCUCCGGCAGCGAUGCCGUGGUGGCCACCACCACUGGGCCAUCAACGCCCAUCCUCUCUGGGGACUUGGGUGACAUGUAGGGGGGGUCAUGCGUCUGCUGGCACAGCGUGUCCCCGGCUCAGCGACCCUAACUGAGCUCCCAUUCCCAGCGUUCAGCUCCCAAAUCCCAGCACCUCUGAGAAAAGGUGGAAUCCCCACCGCAGGGCAACACAUCCCAGAGCUGGUGGGUGCUCGGUGCCCGAUUUGGCUGUUCCCACGCGGUGCCGGGCGGCUGUGCCGUGCUGGGCUCAGAUGAUGGAGCCAUCCCUGUGGCCGGGAAGGAGGCGUUUCCCUGGCCCCACGCUGGCCCUGGGCCAGGCUCCGGAAUGAGACGCCCUUGCACCACACCGCAGCUGGCGGCGCGCGGGGAGCUCCCACUCACACCUCCCCGCCGUAUAAAACCCCGGUGCGCCGCAGCCCGCCCAGACCCAGGAGAGCCCGUGGAGCAGGUAAGUGGCCCAUCCGCCACCACGGGAUGGGGUGGGGGGGGGGCCGUGCCCAGGGGUCCCGCCACCCCUCCACAUCACCCCCCCCUCCACUUUUUGCUCCCACGCUCGGCUUUGCCACGACUUGCCGCUGGGGCAGGGAUGUUCCUGCCGCCGGGACGUGUCCCAGCAGCUCACCGCAUCCCGGGGCUCCUUCCUCGCCCUGCACUCGGUCCUGGCUCUAAAGGAGGGGAAACUCCCCCACCACCACAAUCCGAGACCUGAGCUUGGCUUUCUUCCCCCACCAGCUCCCCCAGACCUCAUCGCAGAGGACAACCCCGCCGCCGCUGCCACCGAGGACCUCCGGACCCCGCGAGGAGCAGCAUGGGCCAGUGCAACUGCCGCAAGAAGCGCAAGGACUGCCAGGAGCUCACUGACGUGGAACGGGCCAUCGAGACUGUCAUCAACCAGUUCCACUGCUACGCGGUGAAGGGGCAGAAGGAGUACCUGACGCCCAACGAGAUGCAGGAGCUGGUGGUGCAGAAGCUGCCCCACCUGGGAAAGUGCGUUGGGCCGCUGGAAGAGAAGAUCGAAUGCAUGGGCAACCCUGACGAGGCCAAGCUGGAGUUCGGAGAGUACUGGGACAUGAUGGGGGACGCGGCCAAGGGCUGCCGGAGGAAGUAGAGGGUGGCGGGGGACGGGAAGGCGCCCGAGGCCUCAGGCUCUGCACCGAGAAGCGCGAGAGGCUGCUGGUCCUGGCGGGAUGCGCCUGGGAAAACGCAGCGUUGCUCCCGCCGGGGCUCAUCUCCUCCCCGUGUCCCUGGCCGGGGCGGGGGGAUCCCCCUGCCCGGCUCCGUCCCUGCCCUCUCCCAGCUCUCCUUCCCAUCAGGAAACCUCCCUUCCCACCCCCAGCUCCGGCCCGCGCCGCGGCGGGAGGGAGGUGGCAAGGGGGUUCCUGGCCCUGGCUCCGGAGCCACCUUUCUCCGUCCUUCGCUCCAGAGCCUUUACCCCCGGGGUUGUCCCACCUCCGGUGCCCAAAACCCUCCAGUUGCAGGUCCCCCAGCCCCGGAGCAUCGCAGCCAGAGGGACUCGGCUCCUUUCCCCCCAAAGCCCUUGGAUGUGCGGGCUUGUCCCCCGACCCUACGCCUUGCCACCCGAUGGGAGCCCCUUUGUCACAGUCCUGCCUUGUGCUCCGAGCACCUUCAGGGACAUCCCAGGCUCCAGCACUGACGUCCCUGUGCGUGGCCUGGGUGUAUUCCCUGCACUUCCCCCGGUGCGGGAACCGUGGUGCCCCGCGCCUGCCCGGGUUUUUGGGGUGCUGUGCCGGGGUGUGCUGCCUGCACAGUGCUCCCCCGCCUGCCCCCUCGCCAGGGAUGCUGGCCCCCAGCUGGCGGCUGGGCUCGGGGCUGGGACGGU